This is a messenger RNA of Sycon ciliatum, 3406 nucleotides long. Its product is annotated as queuosine-tRNA galactosyltransferase-like. NCBI's taxonomy places the organism in Eukaryota, Metazoa, Porifera, Calcarea, Leucosolenida, Sycettidae. The coding region runs from base 316 to 1410 and encodes 364 amino acids. The record is from RefSeq and is a predicted model, not a curated record. The transcript has 12 exons.
GAAAAUGGCAGGGGUUUGUAGUCUGUUCUUCUAGUUACUGUUUGGAAAUACAAUAAUAAUAUCCUGGAAGUGGAAGCGAAAGAGUAGUCCGACACUGAAUACCUGUCCAGCAGCAGUGUUCAAACACACAGUCCCAGCUCAUUGAGUCGUAUCUUGUCGAGAACAACAAUGUUUUUUUAUUAUCAUGAAAACAAAUGAACAUCACUUUUCUGUUUGAAACCUUGUUUUGACUUUGCAAGCACUGCACCUAGUACCUGACAACAGCAGUAGAAGUAUCCUUGUGAGCCAGUUAGUGAUUUCUGAGGUGGUAGGAGUAUGGAGCAGGCCGUAGCCCAAGCAGAACAACACCCUAUUACUGUGUCUGUGGUAAUGCCCAUGUACAACGCUGCAGUAUGGCUAGCGGAAGCAUUGGACUCGGUACUCGGCCAGUCCUUGCGUCAUGGAGUGGAGCUGAGUAUAUUUAAUGACUCCAGUGUGGAUGACAGCAUGGGCAUAAUCGAAUCUUACCGCGAGAAGUUCCUUCAUCGUGGUAUUCGGCUAACAGUGACCGACGGCGGUUGUGUUAGUGGUGGUGAUGGCUGCUGCCGUGGUCCACGUGGAGUCGGCUUUGCCAAGAAUCGAGCUAUCGAAGCUAGCUGUGGGGAGUACCUUUGCUUUCUGGAUAGCGAUGAUGUCAUGAGUGAGAGAAGACUUGAAGUGCAGCUAGCCAUGGCGAAGGAGCAUCGCAACGAUAUCAUCGGCAGUUGCUUUCACCGCUUGCCUGCAAUGUCCACACAUCGCUACACACAAUGGGCGUGCAGUCUGUCACAUGAUCAGCUUCAACACCAGGUCUAUACAUCGAAUGGUCCAACUGUUGUCAUGCCAACCUGGUUUUGCCAUCGGUCCGUGUUUGAACGAGCAGGGCCUUUUGAUGAGUCGGGCAAGGGUACGCCAGAGGACCUUCUAUUUUUCUUCUCACACUUACGCCAUGGCGGUGGUGUUGGUAGAUGCGAUGAAGAUCUGCUCAUGUACCGCUAUCACGAGAAUGCUGCCACAUUCAGUAUCAACAGGGAGACGAUAUUUGCCAUCAGCCUUGCUGAGCUAGAGCAGCGGGUCUUGGCAACAUGGCCAUCAUUUUCCAUUUGGAACGCCGGCAAACUGGGACGCAAGUUUUACCGCGCACUCUGCAAGCAGUCAAGAGAUAAGGUGGUUUGUUUUGGCGAUGUUGACAAGAAGAAGUUAGACCUCGGCUCAUACACAUGUGUUGAAGUAAAUGAGCGUCCGUAUCCGUGUGUUCCGAUUCGUCACUUCCGUCAGCUGCGCGCGCCUUUCGUUAUCUGCAUGAAGCAAGACUUGACUGGCGGUGCGUUUGAGGAGAAUCUGGCUUCGCUGCACCUCACUGAGGGAGUGGACUAUGUCUUCUUUGGCUGACCGAUGUCCAGAUGUACCGGCCUUCUCAUCACCGCUGUCUGCUUUCACAGGUGCAGCCAUCCAAGUAGUACUUAUGAUCACCCAGUCUUGCUCAGUAACAGCUAUGCAGUACUUCUGCUCAUCACCAAUUCUUACACAGAUACCCCUGUGCAGUACUUCUCAUGCACAGUUGCAAGGUGGAGCUACUUACUCAGGUACCUGUAGCAGGAUGGAGCUACCUACCUGCAAUGGCUACCUACAGUGGCUACCCGCAGUGGCUAGCUAGCUGCAGUGGAUAUACUGCUGAACAGUACUUGCCAUGUCACUGCUUACACAGUUGCAAGGUGGAGCUUCCUACCUACAGUGGCUUGCUGCGGCGGCUAGCUGGUGGAUAUACUGCUGAAAAGUACUUGCUAUGUCACUGCUAGUGCAGUUGCAAGAGUCGAAGACGGAGCUACUUAUUUGCAGUAACUGUUGCAGGAUGGGGUUCCUACCUACAGUGGCUAGCUACAGUGUAUAAGUAUACACUGCAGGUAGAUGGAGAUGACAUAAUGGAGCAGGAUAUGACAUAAUGGAGCAGGAGAUGACAUAAUGGAGCAGGAGAUGACAUAAUGGAGCAGGAGAUGACGUGAUGGAGCAGGGGCUUGCAUGCGAAGCAGUGGAUGGCACUCCUUUCAGUCAGUAACUUGCACAUCUAUCCAGUGCUGCAUACUCCGCUGUGUUAUUGGCGGAACCUCUCCCCUCCACUGAACUGCUGAUCUCCGUCAGUAAGUGAAGUCCAGUGCCACGGCAUCCUGAACCAGUAUCGCUUAGCAAGCAAAUGUUCAAAUCCGCAUGAAUACUGCUCAAGCACCUCACGAAUACUGCUGAAGUCCUCCACGCUACAGACUGGAGUGCAAGCAAUGCGGAGACUUGCUAUACAUGAAGUGAUAGCAUGGUGAGCUGGCCUAUCGCCAUGCAUCUUCUAUCGAUAUCAACACACAGAAUAGCCACUCACAGCACAGCGGCCAAGAGGAGAGCUAAAAAUAACAUUCUGUUGCUUCACCAUUCCAGUUCGGUGCUGUGACGUUGGCCGUGUAAUUCUUGGCGGAGUGAGUGAGACUGGAUCGACACUCAAUUCGUUGCCAGUUCUGCCGUUUUGCUAUCACGUUCUGUUGCGACGCGACUUGGAAAAGCCAUGCAUUUCUGUCUGGUUAUCAAGCGGACGCCUGAAAGACGACACGUCUGAAAGACCGGAAAUGGAGGGACCACCGUCGCUGGAAGCGUAGAUCGUGCAAUUUCUCGUAAGGAGAUCCGUUUGAACAGUUUGAACCGUCUCCGCUCUGCUGAGCGCAAUGUGAGCAUGCAGAGACUAGUGUACUGGGUUAAGAUUGCCUGUUCACGGCCAUUCCGUUUCUUGUCAGCACCGUCCAUUCAGAUGACAUACUGUGAUGCCCUUUUAGUAUAGUAUAGUAUUUAUUCAUAUUUCUCUAGGACAGUCCCCACAGACCUAUGGUCUCCUUACGGGGUACGCGUAUAAAGCAUUGCCCAUAUAGAAGUGUGACUCGAAGAGAAGCUGAAUUUUCGAAGCGUGCAGUGACACAGAAGCACCAUCAGUGCUGGAAUGCAUCAUGACAUGCAAGGUGCAAAGCGAUCGCUACGUAGAAGCAUGUUUUGACUAGCUGUAGAAGCGUAACUAUGAAUAGAAGCGGCAUGGUUUGAAUCCCGGCUUAUACGGCCGUAAGCACCUGCUUUUAUACACGACUUUACGGUAGUCUCCCCAGCUUUUGAAAACCCGAUUUUGUCGGAAUUCAGGCACAAAACCUAGAUGAAUUUCAAAGAUUCCGAGCUGUUUGGCGGCUGUAGAUCAUACUCAUGGAACUCGUUGACACCACCGGCGAUAAACCUGUUUAUCCUAUUUUAAAGUUCUUAGAGACGUGGUGCAUGUACCGUACUUCCCCAAUAAACGUACACGUCUCCAAUACUAGUACGUCUCCCAUAGUGGUACAUGUUGCGUGUGGAUUGAAACUAUAAAUGA